CUGCCCACGAAUCACACGUGUUUCCGUCGACGCCGGAUGUGUUCUCCUUAAAUCAAACCGCUUUAUUUGUACCGUGUGUUUAACGGUUGCUCCAUUCAGAGCCCCGAGCUCCGCUGAAGGCGACUUUUCUUCGCUAAUCACCGUAUUUCCAGUGUUUCCCCCUCAGUGUUCGCUGAACUGCAGAAAUGUCCCGCCGGAGACACAGCGAUGAAGGCGACGCCGGAGCGCAGCCGCAUAAGCGCAGGCGGACGUCUGAACCCAUCGAGAUCGAGGACCGGCUGGAGUCUCUGAUCUGCCGUGUGGGAGAGAAGAGCACGUCCUCACUGGAGAGCAACCUGGAGGGUCUGGCCGGAGUGCUGGAGGCUGAUCUGCCCAACUAUAAAAGCAAAAUCCUGCGCAUCCUGUGUGCUGUUGCGCGUCUGCUGCCGGAGAAGCUGACGGUGUACAGCACGCUGGUGGGGCUCCUGAACGCCCGCAACUACAACUUUGGUGGAGAGUUUGUGGAGGCGAUGAUCCGGCAGCUGAAGGAGACGCUGAAGGCCAACCUGUACUCAGAGGCCCUCUAUCUGGUGCGCUUCCUCAGUGAUCUGGUCAACUGUCAUGUGAUCGCUGCACCCUCAAUGGUGGCCAUGUUUGAGAACUUCAUCAGUGUGACGCAGGAGGAGGACAUUCCUCAGGUGCGCUCAGACUGGUAUGUGUAUGCGGUGUUGUCCAGUCUGCCGUGGGUGGGGAAGGAGCUGUACGAGAAGAAGGAUGUGGAGAUGGACCGCCUGCUCAGCCAGAUCGACGGAUAUCUGAAGCGGCGGCAGAAGACUCACGUGCCCAUGCUGCAGGUGUGGAGCGCUGAGAAGCCCCACCCACAGGAAGAGUAUCUGGACUGUCUAUGGGCACAGGUGCAGAAGCUGAAGAAGGACCGCUGGCAGGAGCGCCACAUCCUGCGUCCGUACAUCGCCUUCGACAGCGUCCUGUGUGAAGCCCUGCAGCACAACCUGCCGCCCUUCACCCCUCCUGCCCACUGCCCCGACGCCCACUACCCCACGCCACACACUGUGUUCCGCAUGUUCGACUACACCGACGCCCCGGAGGGUCCGGUGAUGCCAGGCAGUCAUUCAGUGGAGCGUUUCGUGAUCGAGGAGAAUCUACACUGCAUUAUAAAGUCUCACUGGAGGGAGAGGAAGACCUGUGCGGCUCAGCUCCUCAGUUACCCUGGAAAGAACAAGAUCCCCCUCAACUACCAUAUAGUGGAGGUGAUCUUCGGAGAGUUGUUCCAGCUGCCGGCUCCUCCUCAUAUAGAUGUGAUGUACACGGCGCUGCUGAUCGAGCUCUGCAAGCUGCAGCCCGGCUCACUACCACAAGUCCUGGCUCAGGCCACAGAGAUGAUGUACAUGCGCAUCGACACCAUGAACACCACCUGCAUAGACCGCUUCAUCAACUGGUUUUCCCAUCAUCUGAGUAAUUUCCAGUUCAGAUGGAGCUGGGACGACUGGGCCGACUGCUUGACUCAAGACAUGGAGAAGCCCAAACCCAAGUUUGUAAAAGAGGUUUUGGAGAAGUGUAUGAGGCUGUCGUAUCACCAGCGGAUCGUGGACAUCGUUCCUGCCAGCUUCUCAGCGCUGAUUCCUGCAGACCCCGUCAGCUACUAUAAAUAUGCGGAGGAGAGCAGCAGUUCAUUACCAGGAUACGCUCUAUCAUUGACAGUAGGAAACGCCAUUAAGAACCGAGCGUCUAACGAAGAGAUCCUGAUCAUUCUGAAGGACGUCCCCAACCCCAACCAGGAUGAAGAUGAUGAUGAGGGCGACAGCUUCAACCCGCUGAAGAUCGAAGUGUUUCUGCAGACGCUGCUUCAUCUGGCGGCCAAAUCCUUCAGUCACUCCUUCAGUGCGCUGGCCAAGUUCCACGAGGUGCUGAAGACGCUGACGGACAGUGAUGAGGGGAAGCUGCACAUCCUGAGAGUGCUGUAUGAGUUCUGGAGGAGCCACCCUGAGAUGAUCUCGGUGCUGGUGGAUAAGCUGAUCCGCACGCAGAUCGUGGACUGUGCUGCUGUCGCCAACUGGGUCUUCUCUCCGGAUAUGGCUCACGAUUUCACCAGGUUUUAUGUGUGGGAGAUUCUUCACUCCACCAUCCGGAAGAUGAACAAACACGUGCAGAAGAUCCAGAAGGAGCUGGACGAGGCCAAGGAGAAGCUGGAGAAACAGCAGAGCAAGAAGCAGCAGCGUGACAGCGGUGAUGAAGAGGAGAUGGAGAAGAACAGUGAGGAUGAGGACGGUCAGCUGGAGGAGCAGAUCGAGAAGCUGCAGGAGAAGGUGGAGGCGGCGCAGAGCGAGCAGAAGAACCUGUUCCUCGUCAUCUUCCAGCGCUUCAUCAUGCUGCUGACGGAGCACCUGGUGCGCUGUGAGACCGCAGGCACAGAUAUAAACACCAGCUGGUAUAAGAGCUGUAUCGAGCGGCUGCAGCAGAUCUUCCUCAUGCAUCACCCCAUCAUCCAGCAGUACAUGGGCACCCUGGAGAACCUGCUGUUCACCGCUGAGCUGGACCACCAUAUCCUGGCCGUCUACCAGCAGUUCUGCGCCCUGCAGCUCUGAGGCCCACAAUGCACUGCUGCACGGGGCGUCUGCAGGGUCAGCGCGAGCAUCCGGGUGUAGUGUGCUCUACUGCACUGAUAAACAUGCUGUACUUGUGCAGAGUUGGUGUCUGUUUCUAGUCCAAAUGUCUAAUCAUUGUUAAAUCAGUCAGCAUUGUCUAGACGAGCACAGCAUAUAGUGUUGCUUUCAGAAAUCAUGGAUCUGACACACACUCACUUCAAAAUGCAGAGGCCAGAGUAUUUCACCACUUCAUUAACAGAGAUAUUGUGCUGCUUGAUUUAGGAAUGAUUGGACAUUUGGACUCUACACAGACACAGACUCAGAGUAAUAGGAGCCUGUUUAUCCGUCUGGUGGUUUGUUUUUGUCUGGUCAUCAGCUCUGUGGUAAGUGUGGAUCUUUUAACCGCUCCGUAUCGACACACACACACAUGCGUGGAGCUGCUAGCGUGAUCAGACUCUGCUGUAUUUUAUGGGUUUUAUGUCUUUUGGAGGAUGAUGGAGCAGAUCCAGCUUCUCAUGCUAAUGCCAUGAUUCUGGAUGAUGAAACGUCUGUAUUUUUGUUUGUUUGUUUGUUUUUUUACACUAAAAUACAAAAGAAAACAAA
Danio aesculapii is the source of this 3185-nucleotide messenger RNA. It is a transcript of the gene ncbp1, whose product is annotated as nuclear cap-binding protein subunit 1. NCBI's taxonomy places the organism in Eukaryota, Metazoa, Chordata, Actinopteri, Cypriniformes, Danionidae. Gene Ontology annotation, molecular function: mRNA binding; RNA cap binding; protein binding. Bases 186 to 2582 code for a protein of 798 amino acids. The record is from RefSeq and is a predicted model, not a curated record. Gene Ontology annotation, cellular component: nucleus; nuclear cap binding complex. Gene Ontology annotation, biological process: nuclear-transcribed mRNA catabolic process, nonsense-mediated decay; regulation of mRNA processing; mRNA export from nucleus. The transcript has 23 exons.